Molecule: messenger RNA, 1203 nt
Organism: Striga hermonthica
Lineage: Eukaryota; Viridiplantae; Streptophyta; Magnoliopsida; Lamiales; Orobanchaceae
Source: the annotation of a GenBank genome assembly
AUGGCCGUAAGGCCUCUUCAGUUCAUCUCGUCUCUCCACCACCACCACCACCGUCACCUGUGCUCCCAAUCCUCUCUCGUACGCCACAUCUCAGCCCGAGCUCAAACUUCGCCGCCGCUUUCCUCCCUAAUACAGCGGUUCAAAUUACUCCAUUACCAGUCAAAAGAAAAGCCGCAGUUGACCACCGCUAGGCGCAGCCCCGUCGUACCAGUUCCAGAUAAUAUGGCGCAGAAGAUCGGGAAGGCGAUUAGGCGGCCUGGAGCCCCGUCCAAAGCGAGGGUCUAUGCUGAUGUCAAUGUCAUCCGACCUAGGGAGUAUUGGGACUACGAGUCGCUCACUGUGCAGUGGGGUGAGCAGGAUGAUUAUGAAGUGGUCAGGAAGGUGGGAAGGGGAAAAUAUAGCGAGGUCUUUGAAGGUGUUCACACCACUAACAAUGAGAAAUGCGUAAUCAAAAUUCUUAAACCUGUCAAGAAGAAAAAGAUCAAAAGGGAGAUUAAAAUUUUACAGAAUCUCUGUGGUGGGCCAAAUAUUGUGAAGUUGCUUGAUAUUGUGAGAGAUCAGCAAUCAAAGACCCCAAGUCUUAUAUUUGAACACGUGAACAAUACCGACUUCAAAGUGUUGUACCCCACACUUUCUGACUUUGAUAUUAGAUAUUACAUCUACGAACUUUUGAAGGCAAAUUAUUGCCAUUCUCAAGGGAUCAUGCAUCGGGAUGUGAAACCCCACAAUGUGAUGAUAGAUCAUGAGCAACGAAAACUUCGGCUUAUAGAUUGGGGUCUCGCUGAGUUCUAUCAUCCUGGGAAAGAGUAUAAUGUCCGUGUUGCUUCUAGAUAUUUUAAGGGCCCUGAACUUCUUGUUGAUUUGCAAGACUAUGAUUACUCGUUGGACUUGUGGAGCCUGGGCUGUAUGUUUGCUGGAAUGAUAUUUCGCAAAGAGCCUUUCUUUUAUGGGCAUGAUAAUUAUGAUCAACUAGUCAAAAUUGCAAAGGUGUUGGGCACCGAUGAGUUGAAUGCUUAUUUGGACAAAUACAGAUUGGAAUUAGACCAAAACCUUGCUGCCCUUGUUGGAAGGCAUAGCAGAAAACCAUGGACAAAGUUUAUUAACUCGGAUAACCAGCACGUGGCUAAUUCUGAGGCGAUCGACUUUGUUGACAAUUUGUUGCGAUAUGAUCAUCAGGAAAGGCCAACUGCAAAGGAAGCAAUG